Messenger RNA from Nicotiana tabacum (common tobacco), 1105 nucleotides. NCBI's taxonomy places the organism in Eukaryota, Viridiplantae, Streptophyta, Magnoliopsida, Solanales, Solanaceae. The record is from RefSeq and is a predicted model, not a curated record.
UUACAUCUUAAACAAAAGAAUCAUGUUUCAUGUUUACUAAAGUUUUUUAUCUCUAUCUCUUCCUAAAAAAAUUCUAAAUUCUCAUCUUAACUCAAUUGUCAACAUCACUUGGUCAUGGAAGAUGAGAAGAAAAUUAGCAACAAGAAAUAGUGUAUGUCUACAAAAUCAGAAACGCGCAAAGACCUCCUCAGAUCGGAAUGGUUAUUAUCUAAAAUGGAGAAAUUUCUGCUUGGAAAAGAUUCAUAAUUUCCCAGCAGCAAUUACAUUUUAUCAUUUCCAACCAAAAUCCAGUUCGAGAUGUCAUAAGAGAGGUUAUGGUGAAGUAAAAUCACAUAACCAAGGUGAUAAGACCAGUACUUUUAUGAAUGUGGAGCUUGAAGAUCAUGAGAGAAUUUGUAGACCAAAUCUUGCUACAUUUGGAGGGAUCACCCUAUCAGCCAGUUAUAGUGGUUAUGCAGAUGAUAAAAGCACACAAAUUUCAAGGUAUUCUGUGCGUAAUACGUGGCAUGCUUCAAAGCUCUGGAUUAAUACGAAUCUUCCUCAAGCUGUUGAUUUUAAGUCCAGAUUGGCAAGUGUGAAUGAAGCUAACUCUUUCAGGAUCAGUCAAAUACCUUCUCAGUGUAGUUAUUCUGUUUCUGACGUGUUGGCUGCUGGAAUUGUAGAAGUUAAAACUAUUAGAGAAUUGGUCGACUGCAUGUAGGUUUUCAUGGCUGAUAAUGAGAUGUUUUCUCCUGCAAGGAAUCCUGCCAAGAGAAGUAGAGAAGAGAAUGGAUCAUAUGUAGUAGACGUUGAUUAUAAUCUUACAUAAUUAUCAAGUAAUAAGGUCAAAAGAGUGAUGAAACAGGAGAAAAAUCUAUGAAAUAAGGUUAUUUAGACAAUCGCAUUUGCAAGUAGAUUGGUACGCAGGAGAAGUAGUUUAAGUUGUAUUUUAAUUUGGUUUCUGCCAUUUAGAAUCAUGAUUUAUAAUCUAAAGUUACUUGACUCUUUAUGUUAUCGACUAGAUUGAUAUUAGAAGAGCUAAUGGAAAGUUUUGAAAUAUCACAUUUGAACGUUUAUGUUGUUAUAUCAUUCACAGAAUGAUGAGAAGGGACCUUUUUAUGUUAUA